Molecule: messenger RNA, 1894 nt
Organism: Exophiala oligosperma
Lineage: Eukaryota; Fungi; Ascomycota; Eurotiomycetes; Chaetothyriales; Herpotrichiellaceae
Exons: 1
Coding region: 242-1738 (498 amino acids)
Biological process (GO): protein deubiquitination
Molecular function (GO): cysteine-type deubiquitinase activity
Source: RefSeq, a predicted model, not a curated record
UGCCACACCAUUCAAUCAACACAGUAAAUUUUCGAAUGUUAUUGUCCGUGAAAAAUUCUUCAGGUACAAUAGCCUCAAUAGAGCUAUUCAACGAGUUCUGGUGUAGGUAAAACAGCUUGCCCAUAUCCGCGACGCUUCUUUCUCUCGUCGGCACGACGGAUCUCCUGAACCAAGAACCACAACUCCUCUCUUUUCUUUGGACUCCUUCCGGUGCGAGAGCUUCAGACGAUCUUCUAUCAGUAUGCCGUUCUCUAUGUAUAUGCCGGCAGCUGGCUGCGAGCAUAUGAAUAGUGAUGUCAUCAACAAAAUCCGACAAUUUCGGUCCAAACAUCUUAGCGGCGAAGACUUGGUACAAUAUAUCUGUCUCGAUUGCUCUACCCCCGGCAGUUUCCCUACCUUGAACAAGCACUUUGAGGAGACCCAGCACGAAUUCGCAGUCAGUCAAAAGACCGUUUAUUGUGGACACUGCAACGAUCUUGUCUACGAUCCAACCUUGUCCAACACCAACAAGAAACGCAAAUUCGCAGAGGCCAGCGACGAAGACGACUCAUACCUGACUACCAACACUUCUCAACGUCCCUGCGGCCGGAUUGGUGUUCGAGGCCUGUUCAACCUUGGUGAGACGUGUUACAUGAAUGCCGUUCUUCAAAUGAUGGUUCACAAUCCCAUUCUGGCAAGCUACUUUCUCGGCAUGGGCCAUCCUACUCACACUUGUCCAAUCUCUAAAGAACCCGACAAGAAAAACGAUUCCGAUUCCGAAGAUGAGGAUGAAGAAAAGAAAGAACAGCAAAGCUGUGUCGCUUGUGGGAUGACCGAAGUGUUUUCUGAUGUCACCAUCGUCGAUCAACCUACCCCCGCUCACGCCGUCCCCCUCCUGUUCGCGUCAUGGAAAAACAUCCCUGAAAUGUCUGGGAAAGGCCAGCAGGACGCCCAAGAAUGGUUCAUGCAGAUUGUCGACCGUCUCCACGAGGGAGUGGCUCAAUACAAGGUCCCAGAAAAGACGAAUAGCAUCAACGAAGCGAAUGGCAUUUCAUCAAUCGAAAAGCAAUGCGUAUGUUUCUUCCACAAGGUCUUUUACGGUCGAGAAAACAGCCAAAUCACAUGCGAUACAUGUCAUACCGUUUCUUCCCGUGAAGAUGAAUUCUCCAGCAUCAGCCUCGACUUCAAGAAGCAAGUCAAGAAGAAGAAGAAGGCUGCCAAGGACGCCGCAAACUCUGGCGACGCGAAAGACAAGGAUGCACUCAAGAUCACGGUGCCAAACAUUCACGAGUGCCUGCGUGGUUUUACCGCACCCGAACCCCUCUCUCCAGAACAGUACAAUUGCCAAGAAUGCAAGGAGCGUCGGUCUGCCAGCAAACAGACCCGAAUUCGCAAAUUGCCAGCGAUCCUCUGUGUUCACGUCAAGCGAUUUGGCAUGAAGCAACUUGGAACGGGGGUCUUCGUGCCAGAAAAGUAUGAAGGCAAGCUGGACUUUAGCUUGCAACUCGACAUGGCACCGUACACGACGCGGCCGCCGAAGAAUGGUGAAGACAAGGAGAAAUACAUGUACGACCUGGAUUGCGUGGUCGUACACCAGGGCGAACACGCACACAACGGCCACUACUUUGCCUUUUGCCGCCAAGAUAACAAGUGGUUUCGUUUCGACGAUGAGAUUGUAAGCGCAACGACGACGGAGGAUGUGAUGAGGCAAGAGGCCUACCUGUUGUUUUAUUCUCUUAGGAGAAUUGAGAAGUUGUAAAGUGGAGGCUGUGGCAGGCAUGGCCUCAUACAUACUAGUCUUACUUGAACGCGUUGUGUUUGUUUUCAUGUAUCUUUCGACCUUGUCGUAAAAUUGGCUACUAGAUUAAAUCGUGGCAGUGAUCCUUGUUAUCAUAUUCUUGACAGCAGCGUUGAU